Messenger RNA from Selaginella moellendorffii, 879 nucleotides. RefSeq names its product pentatricopeptide repeat-containing protein At3g57430, chloroplastic-like. The record is from RefSeq and is a predicted model, not a curated record. Gene Ontology annotation, biological process: RNA modification. The transcript is spliced from 3 exons. Gene Ontology annotation, molecular function: RNA binding; protein binding. NCBI's taxonomy places the organism in Eukaryota, Viridiplantae, Streptophyta, Lycopodiopsida, Selaginellales, Selaginellaceae. The coding region runs from base 1 to 879 and encodes 292 amino acids.
AUGGCAUGGCUGGCCGAUGUAAGUGGAGACAGCAAGCUGGCCUUGGAGCUGUUCUUCGGCAUGGCUCGGGAGGACGAUCCGGACGAGAGAACGUUUGUUGCUGCGCUCAUGGCCUGCGUCCACCUUUCAGCGUCCGAGCCACCUGUUCCGCGAGAAGAUGGAAAGCUAGUGCGAAUCCAGAGCCUAGAAAAGGGGAUGGAGAUUCAUUCUCUCGCCGCGAAGUUUGGACGCUGCGAGCACAGAUUUGUCGGGAGCAGCUUGGUGGACAUGUAUGCCAAGUGUGGAGAUAUGGUGAAAGCUCGAGCAGUUUUCAAACGCAUGCCUAGCCGGGACGUUGUCGUUUGGACGAGCUCGAUACAGGGAUAUAUAGACAACGGCGUGGGCUGGAAGACGAUCAAGUUGUGGGGAGUAAACUUCUACAGGAAGUGCGGAGUUAUGAGUGCGGCCGAGCACUUGUUUGGAUCUCUGGCAGUCCGAGAUAUCGUCGCCUGGAAUGCACUGAUCACGGGAUUCGGCCAACAGGGUGACACGUCGCGCGUGUUCGAAGCCUUUCGCGAGAUGCGAGAAGAUGGCGUGCGAGCAAACGCAAUCACAUUUGUCUCGGUCAUCACUGCUUGCAGCCACGGCGGCAUAGUUGAACGAGGCAGGGAGUUUUUCCAGGCAAUGGACCCGGACUCUGGCAUUGUUUGCGGGAUUCAUCACUACAGCAGCUUGGUGGAUCUCAUCGACGAGAAUGACUCGGCUGCGUACGUUCUGAUGGCGAGCAUCUACCGGAGCGCGGGGCUGUGGGAGGAUCAUGAUAAGCUCAAAACUAUACAGGAGGCGGCCUUGAAAGCAGAUAAGAAGAGUUCACUUCAUCAAGCGGUCACACGAUGGUGA